AUGGCCGCCGCCGGCAGGGACCGCGGCGGGAGCCCCCGGGAGCGCGGCAUGGCCGGCGAGCAGGCGGAGGACGGGGAGGAGAACAUCCUGUACGACCUGCUGGUGAACGCCGAGUGGCCUCCGGAGACGGAGGUGCAGCCAAGAGGCAGCAGAACACAUGGUGCAUCAUUUAUCAUCACUAGAGCAAUUGCAGGUCCUGCAUUGUUUUUGCUUCAGUACAUCUGGUACAGCCCUGCAAAGUUUUCUCUGCCCGCUGGACUGGUUCGUCUGGUUAGUAAGCAGAUCAACUGGCACCUCAUACUUGCAAGCAAUGGUAAAUUGUUGGCAGUUGUUCAAGACCAAUGUGUAGAAAUCAGGUCUGCAAAAGAUGACUUUGUAUCCAUAGUUGGAAAAUGUCAAGUGCCAAAGGAUCCUAAUCCUCAGUGGAGGAGAGUGGCAUGGAGUCAUGAUUGUACAUUACUUGCUUAUGCUGAAAGCAUUGGAACAGUCAGAGUGUUUGACCUGAUGGGUAGUGAGCUUUUGGUCAUUUCACCGACAGCAAGUUUUCCAGGUGAUCUGAGUUACGCUAUUGCUGGAUUGAUCUUUCUAGAAUACAAAGCAAGUGCCCAGUGGUCAGCUGAACUCCUUGUUGUUAAUUAUCGUGGAGAACUGAGAAGUUACCUUGUAAGUGUUGGAACAAAUCAAAGCUUUCAAGAAAGUCAUAGUUUCAGCUUUAGCAGCCACUACCCCCAUGGGAUAACAACUGUCAUUUAUCAUCCUGGUCACAGACUUCUCCUUGUAGGAGGCUGUGAAACAGAUGAAGAUGGGGUAUCUAAAGCUGCUGGUUGUGGAAUAUCUGCUUGGAGAAUUCUGUCAGGCUCUCCCCAUUACAAGCAGGUCACUAGUUAUGAAGAUGAUGUUAGAACAGCACAGAGAAGGGGAUUAUUAAGGAUUAUGAAUUUAAGAUUUUACAGCAGGCGAGGAACAGAACAGGAUGGAGUUUUCAAGAUGAAUCUUUCUCCUGAUGGAGCUCUUUUGGCAGCUAUUCAUUUCUCAGGAAAACUGACAAUCUGGUCUAUUCCAUCUCUCAGACAACAAGGAGAAUGGGACCAAACUGCUCAGCCUGGCUAUGAUGAGCUUAACCCAGACUGGAGACUCUCUAGUGAAAAAAGAAAGAAAAUAAAAGAUAAAGAAUCCUAUUACCCAUUGAUAGAUGUAAAUUGGUGGGCAGAUAAUUCUGUCAUCCUUGCUCGCUGCUCUGGUGCAUUGACUGUGUCAUCAGUCAAGACUUUAAGAAACUUGCUGGGGAAGACGUGUGAAUGGUUUGAGAGUUCUCCUCAGGUUACCUCGGCUCACGAUGGAGGAUUUCUAAGUCUGGAGUGUGAGAUGAAACUUGUUCCAAAAAGACUGCGCUUGGAGAGCAGGCCUGGUGAUGAAGAUGAGGGAGAUGAUGACUCAGACUCAGAUGAAGAAACUUCUGCUAAGGACAGAUACUUCAGCUACCUAAAGCAAGGCCUGUACUUUGUAACAGAAAUGGAACGAUUUGCUCCUCCACGGAAACGACCACGUACUAUUACAAAGAAUUUCCGCCUUGUCAGCUUAAGAUCCACAACUCCAGAGGAACUGUAUCAGAGAAAAAUUGAUAAUGAAGAAUAUGGAGAAGCUUUGUCUUUAGCUCAAACGUAUGGCCUUGAUUCUGAUCUUGUAUACCAAAGACAGUGGAGGAAGUCAGCUGUUAAUGUUGCUUCAAUUCAAGACUAUUUGAGCAAAAUCAAGAAACGUGCAUGGGUUCUUCAUGAGUGCUUGGAAAGAGUUCCAGAAAAUGCAGAUGCUGCUAAGAAGCUGCUUCAGUAUGGCUUGAAGGGCACAGAUUUGGAGGCUCUUGUGGCCAUAGGAAAAGGAGAAGAUGGUGGCAGAUUUAUUUUACCAGGGGAAGUAGACAUUGAAAUUCCCUAUGAAGACCUUUUGUCACCAGAUGAAGAAAUGGAUGCUAGAAAGGAAAAGGAAGCCAAGAAACGUCAAGAACUGCUAUUAUCAGUAAACUUCUCAAAGCUGACCCUGGAACAGAAGGAGCUCUGCCGUAGCAGGCUGAAACUGUUGACUUAUCUUGAUCGCCUUGAGACCUAUGAGGAAAUCCUUGGAGGGUCUCAUGCAGCUGAGCAUUAUGAUGGAGAAUUCUUUAAGAAGUUCAGAAAUCAGAAUAUUGUCCUUUCAGCAAGAACUUAUGCUCGGGAAAGCAAUGUCAGAGCCUUGGAAAUUUUGUUCACAUUUCAUGGAUCAGCUUUACUUCCACACAGACAGGCGAUUCUCUCCAAUUUCCCAGAGACUACUUCACCAUAUGAGUAUGCUUUGCUGUUACCUGAAGCUUGCUACAAAAAGGGGACAUUGAAAAUUCUUCCUUGGAAUGAGCAGAAACAUCGUGAAGAAGACUGGUGUGAAAAACAAGAAUGCAGGAUGGUUAUUGAACCCACUUCGCAAGAUGAAGGCCAGUUUCUGUACGAAAAACAACCUGAGUUACUGAAGUACAGGACUACUGACCUUUCUGUAGAUCUCGUCACUGACUGGUAUUUGAGCAGAGCACAGGAAAUUGAAGAAUAUGCAAUGCAGGUUGACUGUGCUCUGUCCCUUGUUCGUCUUGGCAUGGAGAGGAACAUUCCUGGUCUGCAGGUGCUUUGUGACAAUCUGAUCACUCUUGAGACAGUGGUUUAUGAGACUGAUGGUGAUCGGACUUUGACUUUGAAGGAACUUCUAGAGAUGAAGGACAUUGAGAAGCUGAGACUGUUGAUGAAGAAUUCCUCGGAUGAAAAAUACGUGAAGAAUGUUUAUCAGUGGAUGAUCCCUUUUCUUCACCGCUGUGAAAAUCAGUCACCUGGUCUAGCAAAUGCCCUUUUUAAAGAAUAUUUAGUAACACUGGCAAAGGAAGACUUGACUCUGCCUCUGAAGAUAUUUCAGAAUUCAAAACCUGAUUGUCAGCCAAAAGUUAUUCCUGAUCAGGACCAGCUUAUGAUCACAGCGUUGGAGUGUAUUUACAGCUGUGAGCGAGAUGACCAACUCUCUCUCUGUUAUGAUAUUUUGGAAUGCCUUCCACAAAGAGGAUAUGGGCCUGCAACAGAUAAAAUUAACACUCUUCAUGAUGAAGUAGAUGAACUGGAACAAAUUCUUAGUGUGGCGGAGCUGCUGGAGAAGCACGGCCUGCAGAAGCCGGUUUCCUUUGUGAAGGACACCAAGGACAGUGCAGAGGAGGCUCGGAAGCUGAUGAUCAGGCUGACCAGGCACACAGGUCGCAAGCAACCAUCUGUUGGUGAGACGCAGUGGAAGGAAUUGCUCCAGGAUAUGCUGGACAUGCAGCAGAAAGUGUAUAGGUGCUUACAUUCAGAUACUUGCUAUGAGAUAUUCACUGAAAGUCUCUUAUGCUCAAGCAGCAUAGACAAUAUCCACCUGGCUGGGCAAAUGAUGCAUUGCAGUGUUUGGUCAGUGGAUCUACCAAGUUCAUCAAAAGGGAAGCCGCACUACCGAGUCAGCUAUGCCCGAAGCAUUGAAUUGGUUUUGGCUGCUGGUAGAGAGUAUUUCAAUUCUUCAGCCAGUUUGACUGAUAGCUGUAUGGAAUUGGCCAGGUGUUGUCUGCAACUUAUUGAAGACAGUCCAAGUGCUGUUCAGGAGGAGUUGGACCUCAUUCGUGCUCUGGGCUACCUGGAAGAGUUUGGUGUGAAAAUAUUACCGCUGCAAGUGCGUUUGUGCUCCGAUCGACUCAGUCUCAUCAAGGACUGUCUGGCUCAGAUGUCAACAAACUAUAAACAGUCUGCUAAGCUCCUGGGACUGGCAAACCUGCUAAGGGUUGCAGGAGACGAUCAGAUGGAGAGAAAAGGUCAAGUUUUAAUCCUUUUAGUGGAACAGGCUCUCCGUUUCCAGGACUACAAAGCAGCUAGUAUGCAUUGCCAGGAGCUCAUGGCCACAGGCUAUUCUAAAAGCUGGGAAGUGUGCAGUCAGCUGGGGCAGUCGGAAGGCUACCAGGACCUGGGGAUGCGCCAGGAGCUCAUGGCCUUUGCUCUGACACACUGUCCCCCCUGUGCCAUAGAGGCACUGCUGGCAGUGAGCAGCUCGUUGCAAACCCAGAUUCUUUAUCAGGCUGUGAAUUACCAGUUUCUUCCUUCUGAGGGAGGUGAGAAUUCAAGUAUCUCUGGGCCUUUGUUGAUCAGUAAGGAUACAGAGGAUGAAACCAGCGUCUCCUCUGGCCAGUCUGCUGAUUUGUUGUACUGGACGACAUCCAAAACCAUGAAGGUGUUGUCCAACACAACUCUGACUACCAAAGCAAUGCUGAAUGCUGUCAGUGAUGGGCAGUGGUGGAAGAAAUCCUUAACUUAUCUGCGACCAUUACACGGCCAAGAAUUUGGAGAUGUAUUAAAAAGUGGGUCUGGAGAAAAUGCUACUGUGGAAAAACAAGGCUGUCAUCCAUUUUAUGAGUCUCUAAUUGAUGAUCCAUAUGUUGCAGAAUCUGAAGUCAGCUAUGGAACAUACCAGAACAAUUCUUUGGAAAGCUUUGCAGAAGUGUUGCUGAGAACAGGGAAACUUGCAGAUACAAAGAGUGAAGGAAAAGACCUACUUCCAACUACAGAAGUUCUGCUACAACUGGCAAGUGAUGCUUUAUCAAAGGAUGCAGCCUUGUCUCUUGCCUAUCUACUUGCACUGCCACAGGUGGUAGAUGCCAACAAAUGCUUUGAAAAGCAAUUACAUUCUGCGUUAUCUCUCCAGCUGGCAAGUUACUACUAUAGCCUGCAGAUCUAUGCUCGUUUGGCACCAUGUUUCAAGGACAAAUGCCACCCUCUCUACAGGGCUGAUCCAAAAGAGUUGAUUCAGAUGGUCACAAAGCAUGUUUCUCAGUAUACCCAGGCAGACUGGCCUGAAGAAAUCACCAAUUUGAUAAAUCAGCUGCAUUACUACAAUGAACGACUGCUGGACUUCACUCAGGCUCAGACUCUGCAGGGACUUGGUAAAGGAGUGGAUGUGCAGAGAUUUACAGCAGAUGCACAGUACAAGAGAGAAACAAUACUAGGAUUGGCAGAAACACUUGAAGAAAACGUCUAUAAAAUUGCUAUUUCUUUGGCUCAGCGAUACAAUGUUCAACUUUGGGAAGUUUACAUGACCCAUCUGGAAUUUUUAUUCACUGACAGUGGGUUAUCGACACUGGAAAUAGAAGAAAGAGCACAAAGUCUAGGUCUGUUUGAGACUUUGAAAACCAGUCCUGAAAUCUUCCAUGAACACAUGGCUAAAUAUGUUUACCCAAGUAUUGAAGGCCAAGAUCACCAGCGAUUGCUUUACUAUUUUACACUCCUGGAAAACUGUGGCUGCUCAGAAGUGGUGAACCAUGCUCUUAAACCUGAAACUCACAUCCGACUCCUGAAAAAAUUCAAAGCAGUGGCACCAGGUCUUAAUUACAAAAAACUAACAGAUGAAAAUGAAAACCCUCUGGAGACAUUGGAGCCCAUCCUUACAAGUCAAAAUAUCUUAUCUAUUUCCAAACUGGCUCCCAAAAUUCCUAAAAAAGAUGGCAGCAUGCUGUCUCCAAGUUCUGUAUAUGCUGUGUGGUUACAAAAACUUUUUUGGAAUGGUGAUCACCAUCUCAUUAAAAAAAUACCAGAAACCACGGAUGAGUGGCUACAUGCAUAUGAUAUGUGUUCAAAAUACUUUGAUAGACUUGUUCCAGAUGAUAUUGUUACUGUCAUUGAUGAAAUUACUUUUUCCUCCAAAGCUGUCACAAAGCUGCCAGUUGAAGCCAGAAUAGAAGUGACUAAGAAGGCUAUUAAGGCAGUCAAACAUCUUUCUGAGAAAUCAAGAAAAAAAACUUCAGAUAAUGACAUGAAAGAUGCUGAAAACCCAUCUGCUGCUUAUGAGGAAACACUGAAUCAUUUGCAACAAUCUCUUGCUCAUCUGGAAACACUCACUCACAGUUUUAUCACUUAUUUGAAAAGCAGCAAACAGGAUACACUACAGAAGUAUGGCUAUUUAUAUGAUCUGUCAAGGUCAGAGAAAGAAAAAAUCCAUGAGCAAGCAGUAGCCAUGUGUAUAGAUGGUCAGCCCCUGGACAUGGUGCAGCAGUUGUUACAAGUGGCUGUUGGAGAUCUAGGCUUUUCUCCCCAGGAUAUUGUCCAAUGUGCUAUUAAAAAAAUUGUAGAUAUAUUAAGUGGAAAUGAUGGCUCAUCUACAACAGAGAAAGAUCCACUUGGAAUCCUUGAAGGUAUAAUUUCUGCAGUGCAUACAAGCGUUGAAAAAGGGGAGAAAAUAGUUUCUUCAGAUGACCUUCUGGAGUGGUUGAGACCUUUCUGUGGUGAUGACUCCCUAGCAGUGAAGCCUCGCAUCAGGGUAUUGCAAAUUCUGGAGCAAGCUUUCCAUCUCAGUGAUGAGGAUAGCAAGCUACUUGUGUACUUCAGGACACAAGCUGUUCUCAGAGCUUGCUGGCCUGAAACAAAGGUAGAGAUAACAGAUAUUGAAAACGAAGAAAAAAGAUACCAUCUCUUCCUGGGACUUUUGGAGUCCAGUCAGAGUCUGUCUGAGUUUCAGCACUUGGUCUUGCUGCUUCAGGCUUGGCCGCCAAUGGACAGGAGCAAUGGAUCAUGCACAGAUGGUAAUCCCUGGGUAAAACUGGGAACUUUUAUGCUGCAGAGGUGCCCACCUGAGGAAAAGGAGAGCACAGGAAAUGAAAUUUUGAAAAUCUGUCGUUCUUUGUAUGAGACAAAGCACAUGCUCCCUGUUAAGUGUAUAAAAGAAUUAUGUUUGCUGCUGCUUAACCAGUCCCUCCUGCUGCCAUCCCUGAAACUGCUGGUAGAAAGCAAAGACCAAGACCUUCAUGCUGUGGCACUGGAGCAGAUAACAGCUGUUGCUAAGGUUGAUGAUUCCACUUGUGAUGCUGAAAUACUCUCCUUGCUCCUCAACGCCAAGCUGGUGGUGAAGUGCAUGUCCACUGCCUUCUGCCCACACCUGAUUGACCACCUCCUGGCCAACCAGGGGCAGGGAGGCUGGGAUGUGGAGGAAAUCGCACAGCAGCUUAAGGAAGCAGGGUUCAGUGCAGAGGCCGGGUCCCUCCUGAUGGCUCAUCGAGGGACCCAUCCUGCACUCAGGACUUUUACUACUGCCCUCCAGGCUGUUCAGCACUGGAUCUGAAAAUGUUGGGUUUAUGCAUUUGUCUGCAUUUUUGCCAGAGAUUUUAGACAAAAGGGAGAAAUUGUUGCUCUAGUAAAGUAACAAAGUGAGUUAUUACCUAUGUUUUGUAGAAAACACACAGCACACAGUAAAUUCCCAUAUACUUCUAAUUAUUUAAAAAACUAUUGGUGCAGACUAUAUCAUUCUGUUGUAUGAUUAGCAAAGUAUUGAAUCUGAUCAUCCUUUCAGAUCAAAGUUAAAUGGUUACACUCAGUUACAUAUAAAGGAGCUAUUAGUAAGGUGGCAGGCUAUAUACAAUUUGUCUUAAUUUCUGUAAGUAAUUUACUCUUGUCAUAAUGUAAAACUAAUGUAAAAAUAUAAAGAUAUAUAUGGAGCAAAAAAAAGUCACAAAUGAUUUUUGAGAAUUUCAAAACCUUAAAAUUCAGUAUUGUGCAAUGUUAUCACAGCUUUUGUUUGCAAUAAAUAAAAUAUUUUGCAUUUAAUGUACUAUCUCUUCUGUCAGCCUUUCAGAUAGAUAAAUAUUUUCUUUCUUUUCUGAAA
Molecule: messenger RNA, 7674 nt
Organism: Lonchura striata (white-rumped munia)
Lineage: Eukaryota; Metazoa; Chordata; Aves; Passeriformes; Estrildidae
Gene: NBAS
Product: NBAS subunit of NRZ tethering complex
Biological process (GO): retrograde vesicle-mediated transport, Golgi to endoplasmic reticulum
Cellular component (GO): Dsl1/NZR complex
Molecular function (GO): SNARE binding
Source: RefSeq, a predicted model, not a curated record